This is a messenger RNA of Linum tenue, 477 nucleotides long. The record is from the annotation of a GenBank genome assembly. NCBI's taxonomy places the organism in Eukaryota, Viridiplantae, Streptophyta, Magnoliopsida, Malpighiales, Linaceae.
AUGGAGUCGAGGCAUCCGAAGACGUUCGACACAAUCGCCAUGGACGGGGAGUUGAAGAGGAGAAUUGUGGAUGAUCUGGAGAGGUUUGUGGCGAGGAGGGAUUUCUACAAGAAGAAUGGGGAUCCUUGGAAGAGGGGUUACUUGCUGUACGGGCCACCUGGAACUGGGAAAUCGAGUGUUGUUGCUGCCAUGUCCAAUCACUUGAAGUUCAACCUCUAUGUUAUGGAGCUGGGCAACAUUCGCUCUGAUUAUGAGCUGGGGCAUGCCCUGCUCUCGAUCCAGAACAAAUCGAUCGUUGUUUUCGAGGAUAUCGACUGCUACCGUGAACUCCAUGCCAGAUCAGAAUUGAAUGGCGACGAUGAAUCAACUCAUCAGAAUGGCCGCACCAAUGAUGGUAGUCAUCUCAAGCUUAAGAACCCUGCAGCCAAGGUAAUGAAGCUCAAAUCUUUUCUACUUCAGUUUGUGGAGUUUUUCUAG